AAAGUUGCAAAUCCUGAAGCGCAUAUUGCAGUUUUAUUUGGUAUUCAGUGGGUUUUACUGGCCGCCUCCUCAGCUCCACUGAAGCUUUUCUCUUCUCUCAGCAAUGGCGGCUCUGUCAUCUUCUUCUUCACCAUCCUCCUUCUUCUUCUCCACUGCUUCUCCUCACCCUAAACCAACCCGCUUCUCUAGACUUGUUCGUAUGGCUUAUCAGGAGAACGCUCCUUCUCUCGCCGUCGUCGGCGUCACCGGCGCCGUCGGCCAAGAAUUCCUCUCCGUCCUUUCCGAUCGCGAUUUUCCUUAUCGCUCCAUCAAGAUGCUGGCCUCCAAGCGUUCUGCUGGAAAGUCCGUUCGUUUCCAAGGUGAAGAGCAUGUUGUCGAGGAGCUCACCGCGGAUAGCUUCGAUGGUGUGGACAUUGCUCUCUUUAGCGCUGGAGGAUCCAUUAGCAAACACUUUGGACCGCUUGCUGUUGAGAAGGGAACUAUUGUUGUUGAUAAUAGCUCUGCGUUUCGAAUGGAUGAGAAUGUGCCUCUUGUUAUUCCGGAGGUUAAUCCUGAAGCUAUGAAAGGGAUUAAGGUUGGAAAUGGCAAGGGCGCUUUGAUUGCUAAUCCUAAUUGCUCAACUAUCAUCUGUUUGAUGGCUGUUACUCCUCUACAUCGUCACGCUAAGGUGUUACGUAUGGUUGUUAGUACAUAUCAAGCAGCUAGUGGUGCUGGUGCUGCAGCAAUGGAAGAGCUUGUGCAACAAACUCGUGAGGUUCUUGAGGGAAAACCACCAACUUGUAAUAUAUUUAGGGACCAGUAUGCUUUCAAUUUGUUCUCCCACAAUGCAUCUGUUCUUUCAAAUGGAUACAAUGAAGAGGAAAUGAAAUUAGUAAAAGAAACCAGGAAAAUAUGGAGUGAUGCAAAUGUUAAAGUUACUGCCACUUGUAUACGAGUUCCUGUCAUGCGUGCACAUGCCGAGAGUAUAAAUCUUCAAUUUGAGAAUCCCCUUGAUGAGAAUGCAGCCAGAGAGAUUCUGAAAAAUUCUCCUGGAGUGGUCAUCAUUGACGACCGGAAAGCCAACCAGUUUCCUACGCCCUUGAAAGUAUCAAAAAAAGAUGACAUUGCAGUUGGAAGGAUCAGACAGGAUGUUUCACUUGAUGGAAAUAAAGGAUUGGACAUCUUCAUCUGUGGAGAUCAAAUACGCAAGGGCGCAGCGCUUAAUGCAGUUCAGAUCGCCGAGUUGUUACUGUAAUCCUGACCACAGCAGAAAGACGGUAUAUUGCUAGACAAAGUCUUUAUUGUUAGUAUUCAUGAAAUUUUAGGAUGUCUCAGGAGGCUAAAAUUCGUCUCUGGAUCUUGGUAUCCAUGACUUAGAGCAAAUGUUGCAGAACAGAGCAAAUUUUGCAGAACGGUCGACUAAUGUUAUGAGUUUGCAUUUAAAUCUCUCUACAAAAAUUUUGGAAUUGAUGUUUUUUAGAAUAAGCAAGCGAGUUUCAUGCUGUGUUUGUGAAUUGUUGAUUUAAUGUGUGUUAAAUAUUAGUUGUGGAUUA
Molecule: messenger RNA, 1532 nt
Organism: Cucumis melo (muskmelon)
Lineage: Eukaryota; Viridiplantae; Streptophyta; Magnoliopsida; Cucurbitales; Cucurbitaceae
Exons: 7
Coding region: 104-1234 (376 amino acids)
Biological process (GO): L-threonine biosynthetic process
Molecular function (GO): NAD binding; aspartate-semialdehyde dehydrogenase (NADP+) activity; protein dimerization activity
Source: RefSeq, a predicted model, not a curated record